CUAAAGGCAGCUUUGCCUUCAAUUCAUUUGUUUCCUGCCUAUAAGACAGUCGUGUUUUUCCAUCCAUUUAGCUGCUGGAAAGCCCAGGGAGUCCCUGCUGCUGCUCAUGGGGAGCUGGCCAGCCUUUCCUUUGCAGCAAGGCAGCUUCUGGGUUGGCUUUAAGGUGAGGUGAUUCAGCAGGCAUGAAGCAACAAGCUCCCCUUCCUAUUUCCCUCCGGAGUGCAGCAAAGGGUAUUACAAAGGAUGUUGGGGUGCCUGCAGCAGAGCUGGCUUCAUCACAGUGCUAAAUCUGACAGCAAAACAGCAGUGUCUGCAACCAACCUGGCAACAGCACGACAACAAACACAGCCUCAAGUGCCUUGAAGUGUCAUCCCGAGGCUGCGCUGGUUCAGUGCCUGUAGGAAACAUCUCAAAUGGAUGUGGGAAAUGAUCUGGUCUGCUGGGAGAUGUCUGCUGGCUCAGGCUGAGCUCUCUGGCACUGGAAGGGGAGGUGGGGCUCAUUCCAGAUGCUGCACUUCUCCUGCGCCAUGCUCUUUGUUUAUGGGGAGAGCAAUUCCCACUGAGCCAGAGAGUCCAGAAUGGAAACCUGAGCCUCAGAUCCUCAUUUCAUCCUUCCCAGCCCUAUAGCAGCUGCUUUCCCCCUUUGCCUGAUGACACGGAGCUGAUAACCCUGGAGACUGAGAGCCUGCCUAAAUCCUCACCAUGGGGAAUGGAAUGAGCAAGGUGGUCACAGGGCUCUACCUGGGGAACAUCCGUGACUCAGAGGACAGGGACAGCCUGAGGAGGCACGGCGUGACACACAUCCUCUCCGUGCACAACGGGGCCAAGCCGGUGCUGGAGGACAUGACUUAUCUCUGUAUCUCAGCCUCGGAUUCCUCCAGUCAAAACCUGAUGCAGCACUUUAAGGAGAGCAUCAAGUUCAUCCAUGAGUGUCGUCUCCAUGGGGGAGGCUGCCUUGUCCAUUGCCUGGCCGGGGUAUCCCGCAGCACCACCAUCCUGGUGGCCUACCUGAUGACAGUGACAGAGCUGGGCUGGGAGCGCUGCCUGGCUGCCACCAAGGCUGUACGUUCCUAUGCCAGCCCCAACUUCGGCUUCCAGCAGCAGCUGCAAGAAUACGAGCAGACCUUGCUGAAGGAGUACCGUGCCUGGAUUCGUCGUGAUUAUGGCAGGAAUCCCUUCAAGGACCAGGAGGAGCUGCAGAGCUUGUUGGCCCAGAAGGAGCAAAGUGGGAGCAGCGGGAGCUCCUGAACUGGUUCUCCAGCACCCACCCAUCCACUGCCCAGCAGCAGGAGCUGAUGCAUGGACAGACAGGCAGAGAGAUGUUGUCUUUGUGCCUUGCAAAACAUGACAGCCACCGUGCCCAGCGCCCAUGGAUGCAUUGGGGCAGGACCCCACAGCUGCAGUCAUGCAGGGGCUGCUCUGCUGCUGCCCUGUUGUAUGGGAAAAAUCAACUGUUAAGUGAGAAAUAGAAGGGCAGGGCCUCACUCUUCAUUAAAGCACUUUUCAGGGUCACCACAAGAGGAUCCAAUCCUUGAUUCAAGUAUUUCUAGGAAUUCCCUUAGUGGAAAUUUCUGGGUAUUGAAGCCUGUGAGUGGGACAAAGCUGGUGCUGAGCUGCCAAGAAAGGGGGUGGGUUGAUUAAAACCAUAGGGAUGGCUGCAGGGAUAGAGGGAUGGGCUGUUAUUCUACAUAGAAGUGCUGCAGUACCUGGGGAAGCAUCUUGGGCAAUUAGUGGGGAGGAAAGGCCAAUUAAUGCUGUCGAUCAAGGGAGCUGGGAGGGAAGUUGAGCAAACCUUGUAGAUAUUGCAUCGAACGCCUCGGUUAUCAUUUUAGGAAGCAGAAAAAUGGAACUCGUGCACAGGAAAAAGAGAAGAAAGUUGGUUUCUGGUGUCAAUAGGAAGUCAUCGCAGAUCUGUGAUAAGCAGAGAUUAGAUGUGCAGUAGGUGUGAUAACCUCACGCUGCCACUUCAGCACCCAUCCCACGGCCUGAUCUGCCUUGUGGGCAUCCCGGCCUUGCAGUGU
Molecule: messenger RNA, 2021 nt
Organism: Coturnix japonica (Japanese quail)
Lineage: Eukaryota; Metazoa; Chordata; Aves; Galliformes; Phasianidae
Product: dual specificity protein phosphatase 22-A-like
Biological process (GO): signal transduction; protein dephosphorylation
Cellular component (GO): cytosol
Molecular function (GO): protein tyrosine phosphatase activity
Source: RefSeq, a predicted model, not a curated record